AUGUGGCCGGAUGUCCUUCAUGAUAUCCGCAGCAUAGAAUUCGUAUUACCAGCCAUCAGCCCUACAUGCAGCACGGUGCGCAACGAGUUGUUUUACCUCGACUUAUGCUUUGCUAUUGAUCACCUCAAAGCGCAUGCAGACAUGCCCAUAUUAACAAUUAUCGUAAACGUAAAUUCGGUCCCUUCUAUAACCAACGGUGACCGGGAAUGGUUCUAUGAGGAGCUAGUCAACCAAAGGCGUGACAAGGCCCAGGUUUUUCAGGCCUUCGUUCAAUUACUCAACUGCCUGAAGCCGCUUCGAUCUAUGAGAAGCUUCUUCGUCCACAUAGAGUGGGCCACUCACUGGUCUGUUGAGCAUCCACGUAUAGGUCUCUCCGAACACGAUGAUUUAGAUUUGCGAAUGAAUGAGAUGGAGUCAUGGUUGGAGAAAAUGGUGAUGGGCGACGAGUAUGAUAGCGAAGCCAUGGGAAAGUUGAAGCGGCAGCCGAGUAUUUGGCUAUAUGUCGUUUGGGCUACGCUCAGCCAGGUCUGGUGGUCAAGUCUCCCAGAGCAAACUUCAUUCAUGGUAUGUCCUUACCUGCACUAA
This is a messenger RNA of Annulohypoxylon maeteangense, 585 nucleotides long. RefSeq lists its product as uncharacterized. Bases 1 to 585 code for a protein of 194 amino acids. The record is from RefSeq and is a predicted model, not a curated record. The transcript has a single exon. Lineage: Eukaryota; Fungi; Ascomycota; Sordariomycetes; Xylariales; Hypoxylaceae.